AUCAACCAAUCAGAACCGGGUCAUGACUUCGCUCGGCCUCCGGACCAUCCAUUCUAGCAUCAACCAUGGCUGAGGCAGCUACGGUUCUCCGGUCCAAGGGGGCUGUGGAAAACUUCGUAAAAACUUUGGAGGAAACUACACGUACCAAGUACAUCGUUCAUAAGUCUGACAAGCAUUUCCACGGUACUGCAUGGCAGCCAUCAAAUCCGAUGAGAGUGCGAUGGGAGUGGAGUCAUGAAAGUGCCCAAAAAACGGCCAGUAUCCCCUUUGAUGGGGUGCCUUUUGUUUUCAUUGCCUAUCAGCAUUUGGGCUGUCACCUGGGGAGAGACAGGUCCAGACAGCAGAAGAUGAGAUAUGCUGUGGCGAAGCAGAAGGAGUUCAAUCAGAAGAACAGACGUCUUAUUAAGACCACGAAGAAGCUCGGGUGUCCGGCAGUGCUCAACAUUUCAAGGAUUGCCAAAUUCCCUGAUUAUAAGGUGGCAGAUAACAAGGACAGUCAACGGAGGAAAAUGGUAACAAAACUCAAGGAGGAUGUGAAGAAUGAUCCCUCCUCUGUCCGCUGGGAGGAUUUCUUCUAUGUGCGGACCCCUGCCAUCGAAGACCAUGUUGGCCACCCUUUGUGUGGACAGGAUGCCGGUAUCCAUGAACCUGUGGAUGAACGUGUGAAGAGCCACAUCAUAGAACUCACCAAAAGCGGGGUGAGACGAGUGAGCGAGAUGAGACAGCACUCUAGACAGUUUGUGGAGAGACACCUCUUCAAGGACGAAAGGCCGCCAUCACCUACAAGAAGAAGGUUCUACCCCACCGAUAAAGAUAUCCGCAACCUGAUGGGGAAGGCUAAAGAAUCAGUGAGGCACUCCAGUAUUGAUCAGGAGAAUCUACAGCCUUUUCGGCCACUCGCAUCAGCCGCCGCCAGCCAACCACCAGCCGAGGCACCGGCCGCCAGCAGCCAAUCACCAGCGGAGGCACCACCGGCCACGAAAGCCCUCAGGAGGGAGUGCAUCGGACAUCUCAAGGCUAUAAUGGAUUACGUGAACCUUAUAAAAGAUGACACAUACCUGAAGGAACUAAGAAACACUAUCAAGGACCUGCACGGUCAGGUUGCGUUGCAGGCGCCGGUGGAAGCGGGACCGCUCUUGCUGCCGGAGGCGACAAAAAAGAGAAAGGCGAUUCCCUCGAACGCCGUACCGCUGCCAAAGCAGCCAAAAGAACACGCUUAUGCUAACAGAGGGGAUGAAAAGGCUGAAAUGAUAAAGAAUUAGACUCCUCCCACCCACAUCUUUUGAAAUAAAAAAAGAUGUGCCUACUAUUUGUAUUUAAAGCUAAAACA
Molecule: messenger RNA, 1330 nt
Organism: Perca fluviatilis (European perch)
Lineage: Eukaryota; Metazoa; Chordata; Actinopteri; Perciformes; Percidae
Product: calcium-responsive transcription factor-like
Exons: 6
Coding region: 66-1262 (398 amino acids)
Molecular function (GO): DNA-binding transcription factor activity
Source: RefSeq, a predicted model, not a curated record